AUGGCAUCGACCAAAUUACUGCAGCGCCUUCGCGCCUUUUCCACCUGUGACAUCGGAGAUGCUCUUGUCAAACUCAAGUACCCAUAUGGGGGCUUCUUGGAUGGUAUUCACAUGUGGUCGCCAGAAAUGCGCUCCGGCCCGGCCAAAAUCAUAGGGCCUGCCGUCACGGUCAAAAUGGUUGAGGCGAACGACACCACGGCGCCUAAGCCAGCACGCCACUUUGCCGAUUGCAAUAGACCAAACAGCAUCAUGUACAUUCAGCAACCUAAGGGUCUCUACUCGGCGUGCUGGGGUGGUUUGAUGUCAACACGCGCCAAAUACCUUGGGGCUGGCGGUGUUGUUGUUGAUGGUCGCGUGAGGGAUCUUGGAGAACAUCAAGAAAUGAACUUCCCGGUUUUUGCGCGCGAAACUUCCAUACUGGGAUCAGGCUCAUUCACAAGAGCAUCAGAGAUUGAUGUACCGCUACAAUUCAACAAUGACUUGUGGAUCAAUCCGGGCGAUAUCUUGGUAGGCGACCGGAAUGGUGUUGUGGUUGUCCCUCCGUCUUUGAUGGAAAAUGUCAUCAACCUUUGCCAGGAGCGCUUUGAAAUUGAUGAAAAGACCUUUGCUGCUCUCCGAGAUGGCGAGGAAAUGGGAACCACACUUGCUAGAUUGCGAAAGUGA
Molecule: messenger RNA, 663 nt
Organism: Fusarium sp. VM40
Lineage: Eukaryota; Fungi; Ascomycota; Sordariomycetes; Hypocreales; Nectriaceae
Source: the annotation of a GenBank genome assembly